AGCUGUGGCUGUGGAGGAGGGCCUGUUGCGCCAACAGCAGCAGCAGCGGGGGAGGAGGAGCCGGAGCCCUCAGCGGGCUGGCCCCGCUCGGGGCCGCGCCGGCGAGAGGCUGCGCGGGGAGCGGGUCCCCGGCUGUGGGCCCCGCCGUGCCGCAGGACAGUUCUUGGAAGUAGGUUCUUGAUCCUGCCAACAGAGUGAAGACCACAAACCAGGUACAGAGGGACACAAAAACCAUUAAACCUGAAAUUGGGCUGAGAGGAUUUUUCCACAAGGCUUGCAAUGAUGGUAAGGGAAGAUGUAAAUGAGAGUGAAGAUUCUGAACAAUCAGUAUGUGAGAGAAAUGGCAUGAUUCCCAUGCAUGAGCAAAGUGAGGGACCAACAGCAGGUGCCAAAGGUACUGAUGGGAAUGCACAGACAGAAGAAACUGCUCUCUUGAACCACUGCACUCAGCAACCUCCAACAGCAGGGUCUUCAAUUCCUGCAAGGACAUGGAGGCAAAUAUUUGCUUGUCCUCCUCAGGGUUUACUGGCCCAAACAGUGACAAAUGUUGCAUUUGUGGUCCUGGUUUGGGCUGUGGUUUGGUCCAUAACUGGGGCUGAGUGUCUCCCAGGUGGAAAUCUCUUUGGAAUUCUGUUUCUUUAUUUCUUUGCUGUCAUUGGAGGUAAAAUUUUUGGAUUCAUUAAAAUACGAACACUACCCCCUCUCCCUGCUCUUCUGGGGAUGCUACUUGCUGGUUUCCUAAUCAGAAAUACCCCAUUCAUCAGUGACUUUGUCCAGAUAAACCUACGCUGGUCUGCAGCACUGAGGAAUAUUGCUCUUUCCAUUAUCUUGACCCGAGCAGGACUCGGCCUGGAUCCAAAGGCUCUUAAGAAGCUCAAAGCUGUCUGUUUACGGCUUGCUUUCGGACCGUGCCUCUCAGAAACAGGCACAGCUGCUGUCCUUGCCUACUUGUUCCUGCAUUUGCCAUGGCAAUGGGGAUUUAUAUUAGGUUUUGUUCUAGGUGCAGUCUCCCCUGCUGUGGUGGUUCCCUCCAUGCUGAUUUUACAAGCUGGGGGAUAUGGGGUGGAGAAAGGUGUCCCAACUUUGCUAAUGGCAGCUGGCAGCAUCGAUGACAUUCUGGCUAUCACAGGCUUCAACACUUGCCUUGGGAUGGCUUUCUCUUCUGGUUCCACUCUCUACAAUGUGCUCCGCGGAGUGCUGGAGGUCGCUGUUGGCAUAGCAGCUGGGGGAAUUCUGGGAAUGUUUAUUCGAUAUUUCCCAAGCCAUGAUCAGGCAUCUUUGGCAUGGAAGAGAUCAUAUUUUAUACUUGGACUGUCCAUGUUCGCUGUUUUUGGCAGCAUCUACUUUGGCUUCCCUGGAUCAGGAGGGCUUUGCACAUUAGUCUUAGCUUUUAUUGCAGGUGUGGGAUGGUCUGAUGAAAAGAGGGAAAUUGAAAAAAUUGUGGCAGUUGCAUGGAAUAUCUUUCAACCUUUUCUUUUUGGUUUAAUUGGAGCAGAAGUAUCCAUUACAUCUCUUAGGCCUGAAACUGUUGGGCUCUGUGUUGCUAUAUUAGGCAUUGCCCUAGUUGUGCGAAUCAUAGCAACAUUCCUGAUGGUGUCUUUUGCUGGGUUUAAUUUCAAGGAAAAGUUAUUUGUCUCACUGGCAUGGAUUCCCAAAGCCACUGUCCAGGCUGCAAUAGGUUCUCUUGCCCUGGAUACAGCAAGACAACAUCAAGAUGAACAACUGGAAAAGUAUGGAAUGGAUGUACUGACAGUAGCUUUCUUGGCUAUCUUGAUCACUGCUCCAGUUGGAGCCCUGGUUAUCGGCUUGGCAGGACCCAGACUUCUGCAAAAGGCUCAGACAAAUAACAAGGAGGAUGAGGAAGGUGCAGAGGUUGGAGAAGAGGCAGAGGCCUGUGAACCUUCAUAAGACAGACAACUACAGUAGUCUGGUCCUUCAACUGUGACACUUCUAUUGAGUAAACACAGCAUGUCUAAUCUUGCUGGAGGAACCUAAAACUAUCAGUCACCCCUGCUGUUUUUAAAGUAGCCCUGGUGGAGUUCUAUAAAAUAUUUCUAUGUUAAGCUGGUACCUUGAGAUGAAAUAGCUGAACAUAAAGUGAAUAAGAUGACCUGGCAGUGAGUCACUGAGAAGUUAGCAGUCAAGAGUUACUUGAAAUGUGUGGGUGGUGAGGCCAGGGAGAGGGUCAGAAUUGUUGAGGCAUGGAGUGGAGUCAUGAGGUAGAAUAUAAGCAAAAAAAAUGGAGACUAAUGUGAAUAACUUCUUGAUGGUUGAAACUGGGCUGUGAGAUGACACAGUUCUACAACUCAAAGAAAGCAACUUCAAGUAAGAGAUUGCUGACACAUAGUGAACAAGUCCUGCCAACAAUUGGUUGAUGAUUGGUGAUUGGUUGGUGAUUCCCUCUCCUUCCUCAUUUGUGUUCCUAAACUUGCCUUUCCCUAUUGCUGUUCUUCCUCACAGCUGAGCCACUCCUUUGUGCCUUCAAGGACUUUCAGUUCUGGUUGUACAGCAAGUGGUACUUACAUGCUCAAAGAGACAGUUGGGGCCAUCAUAGACUGGUAAUAAAGAUGUUGGUGCCAGCAGAAAAAAGGACGGAGCCUGAAAAUGGGAUGAGGGUUGUGGGAUGGCUGUAAGGACUGGGGAAGAGUUGUAUGGGAUUGGGAUGGCUGCUUCUUCACCUGUGUACCUCAGCCUUCACACAAUAUGAUGUCAAGGCAGAGAUGCUGUCCUACAGCCAGGAGUAACCUCUGUUGAUCCAAAUCCUGCUCUUGCCUUUUAGGUUUGGUAACAGUUGACAGAUAACAGCAAAUCUCUCUGCCUCCAAGUAAGUUGUUGGUAACUCCAUUCUGAGGCACAGGGUCAGUACAGCAUCCAUCAGAAACUGGAAGUUACUUUGUUAUUUUUCGGAGGGGCUACGAGAUUGUGCCUGUAACUGAGGUGGACAACACUCUCCUGCAGAUUUCUACACUACAGUUCACUGAACUCAUUUUACAGGAUACUGUGUAGAAUACAUUUGAUGGUGUCUAGAUUUUGGCAUUAGUAAGAAUAAUUUCUAUUUUAAGUUUUAAAUUUUUAAUAUGCAAAACAAAAAAUGUACAAAAAUACUUUUAACUACUUAAAUACUCUUGAUGUUGACACUAUACUGUUAGCAGAGUCAUAUGUCAUACAGAUGAGCUGUAUAUGCAUGCAUUUGUAUAAGCCUUACUUGCUAAGCAAAAAGAAAGUUUCCUGAGAAAUACUUACAUUUCAUAGCCUGCAGUUCCAGCACAGUGAUAAAAAUACCAGGAAGUUCUUCGGUAAGUUCCCUUAGCAGUUGUCAAGUACAUUAUAUUUCUCUAGCUAUGCAGACUGCUGUUCUCUCUGCUUCCUUGGGAAUGUACUAUCUUCAGUUCAAGUUUGUCUCCUGACCUGAAAGGAAGAUGCUUUCAAAGUGCAUCUGAUGGGUUUGAAGCUGGAGCAAGGGUUAAGGGUGCUGUGCUUGGUCAUUAUUGUGACAUACCUGGCCUUCUGUGCCUGUUCUGCCUACUUCACGUGCACUCCUGGUGUCCCCCUGGCUCGGUCCUGUUCAGUAUCUUUACUGAUGAUCUGGAUAAGGGGAUUGAGUGCACCCCCAGUAAAUACAUGGACAACACCAACUUGGGUGGCAUUGUUGAUCUGCUGGAGGGCAGGAAGUCUCUGCAGGGGAUCUGGACUGGCUGGAUCAAUGGGCUGAGACCAACGGAAUGAGGUUCAACAAGGCCGAGUGCUGAGUCCUGCCCUUGGGUCACGGCAGCCCCAGGCAAUGCCACAAGCAGGGGGCAGUGGCUGGGAAGCUGUCCAAUGGAAAAGGACCUGGGGGUUCUGGUGACAGCAGCUGAACAUGAGCCAGCUACCUGUGCCCAGGUAGCCAAGAAGGCCAAGGGCAUUCUGGCCUGUAUCAGCAACGGUGUGGCCAUCGGGACCGGGGCGGUGAUUGUCCCCCUGUACUUGGCACUGUGAGGCCGCAGCUCAAGAGCUGUGUCCAGUUCUGGGUCCCUCACUGCAAGAAGGGCAUUGAGGGGCUGGAGCGUGUCCAGAGAAGGGCAACGGAGCUGGGGAGGGGACUGGAGCACAAGUCCUGUGAGGAGUGGCUGAGGGAGCUGGGGGUGUUCAGCCUGGAGAAGAGGCAGCUCAGAGGGCACCUUACUGCUUACAGCUCUCUGAGAGGAGGGUGUAGCCAGGGGGGGUUGGCCUCUUCUUAUACGCGACCAGUGACAGGAUGAGAGGACAGUCUUAAGCUUUACCAGGGGAGUUUUAAGUUUGACAUAAGGAGGAAUUUCUUCAGAGAAAGGGUUGUUAAACAGUAGAGUGGACUGCCCAGGAAGGUGGUGGCAUCGUCUUCCCUGGAAGUGUUUAAGCAAAGACUGGACAUGGCACUGAGAGCCAUGGUCUGGUUGACAUGGUGGUCGUAGGUUGGAUUCAAUGAUCUCAGAGGUCUUUUCCAACCUCAUUUGAUUCUAUGAUUUUGUGAAAUGCAUGUAGUUUUAAUAGGUUAAGUAUUUGGAAAUUGUCAUGUUGGUAAAGCUAACUGACAAAAUGAGGAAAUAUAGUGUUCAGUUCAUCAGUGACUGUCUAUAAAAAUAUAGUUCUACUUGAGUAAAACUUACAGGAGUUCACUUUUUUGUAAAGCUUUGUAAAAAGUAGAAUCCUCCCACAGGGAUCACUAUGCCAAAUUUGGAAUGUGUUCAAUAACAGAAGUGUGUGUGUGUUAUAAGGAUUACAACCCUUUAAAUUUGGACACAACCUUAAGUAUAAAAGCAAACCUCUGAUGAAGAGCUCUCGUUUGUGAUAGCCUCUAAUACUUCCUCCCCAGCAAAACAGCAUCUCAUAAAUGGGAUUUACCUGUUUCUUUAACCUCAGUGUGCUCUCUGUUAUACAUUAGAUCACUUCCACAAUUCUAAGUGCCUGAAUAAGCUAUACCAACUAAAACUUGUCAUCUUUUUUAAGUGAGAUUGAAUAGAUUUUUCUUUCCCUGACAUUUUAUGUCAGUAUUUCUCAGGAGAGCCCUUUCCCCCAGCUUUUAUUAAAUCUUCAGAAAGUAUCAGGUUGGAGCUAUUCAUAGACCUGCAGAUCUAAAAUCAAAAGCUUUAAUGCUUUAUAAUGUUCCUUCUCCUUAUCUUCCAGAAAGAAAGAAAACACUUGCAUCUUUUCAUUAAAUGAUGUAUCAGGACUAAGAACUUAAGAGCCUAGGUUUUUUUAGUAAGUAUUGUGACAGUUUCAGCUGCUUUUGAAUAGCAACUAACUUUGAGAGAUUUCAGUUUUUAUCAGAGUAUGGGUGAAGCAUGACAUUAAAGACCACCUCCCUUUUAACAAAAUGCCUUGAAAAUCAUUACUGAAUAAGGCAUAAAUUCAAGCUAAUUAAAUCAUUAUGCCAUGGUAUUCUCUUAUUUGCAGGAAAUAAGAGCACAAUGUGCAGUAACUGAUAACCAAAAUCCCGUUGCCAUGCAGACAUAAUCACAGGCAUAGUGUGGGGGAACUUGGAGCGUGCUGUUUCAGAAGGUUCACAAGAACCUCUGCAGCAGAAAGGUCUGAAAGCAGAAAGUGUUCCCAGCAGCCAGCAUCCAGCAGUUACAGCAGGCAGCAUAUGGGAAAAGACAGAAAUGGUCUUAUUUGCAAGCAGGGAGUCAAACAGGCCUGGGGAUGUGAUGAUGAUGUGAUUAUAAUCACUGCUUACUCUCUCUUUUCAGCCAAACUGAGUGUUUUAUGGAAUUCAAACUCAAGUCUAAAAUUAACUGUGAAAGAAUCAUGUAAUACAGCCGCAAAAUGGAUGAUAGUUUCUGCAUCUUGCUUUUUAAAUAAAGAGUGCAAGAGAUGAAA
Vidua chalybeata is the source of this 5835-nucleotide messenger RNA. It is a transcript of the gene SLC9B2, whose product is annotated as solute carrier family 9 member B2. The transcript is spliced from 14 exons. The record is from RefSeq and is a predicted model, not a curated record. Gene Ontology annotation, biological process: proton transmembrane transport. Bases 280 to 1908 code for a protein of 542 amino acids. Gene Ontology annotation, molecular function: antiporter activity. NCBI's taxonomy places the organism in Eukaryota, Metazoa, Chordata, Aves, Passeriformes, Viduidae. Gene Ontology annotation, cellular component: membrane.